This is a messenger RNA of Alosa alosa (allis shad), 9029 nucleotides long. RefSeq names its product myosin X, like 3 (gene myo10l3). Lineage: Eukaryota; Metazoa; Chordata; Actinopteri; Clupeiformes; Clupeidae. Gene Ontology annotation, molecular function: protein binding; ATP binding; cytoskeletal motor activity. Gene Ontology annotation, cellular component: cytoskeleton; myosin complex. Gene Ontology annotation, biological process: signal transduction. The record is from RefSeq and is a predicted model, not a curated record.
CGCGCGGACGGAACACGGACGGGAGCGUCGGACGGCUCUCUGCCUCCUUCAAACUGAAGUUCAUCGGUCUCGUUCAGCGAUUUGUGCUAAACACUGUAUUCUUCAUCUUUAACUUUGCCCCGGAUAAACGACAAAUUAGCAAAGUUUCCAAAGAAGGAAACGGUUUGGAACAAGCUUGCAGCGCGUGCCAUGGGAACUUCUCCUCAUCUUUAAUUAUCUCGUGAAUGGAAAACGUCCAAGCACGGGACGCCUGACUGCUUAUGUUCUGCACACAAACCGUGGUCCUUUGAUCGCGAAGAAACCGGAGUGACAGUUUUCGGGACAGGAGGGCGUCUGGAGAUGGAUGCUUUCUUUGUUGAGGGCACCCGUGUGUGGGUGAGGGAAAAGGAUCAGCUCCUUCCAUCCACAGUCAGUCACCGUGACGACAGCUCUAUGGUCCUCACCACAGACUACGGAGAGGUGCUGACUCUGGAGACGGCGGAGGUGUGUCUGGAGCGCGUGUGUGUGAUGCACCCCGACAGUGUGGCCGGCGUGGAGGACAUGUCCUGUCUCACCGAGCUCCACGAGGCAGCCAUCAUGCACAACCUCCACCUACGCUACCACAAGGACCUGAUAUACGUUAACAUCGGCUCCCGUCACAGGCGCGGUGAACCCGCCUCGCUGAUCUCAGGCCUGUAUGAUGGCGCUGCUGUGGCGCUGUACAGUCGCCACCACCUGGGGGAGCUCCCGCCCCACAUCUUCGCCGUGGCCAACGAGUGCUACCGCUGCCUGUGGAAGAGACACGAUAGCCAGUGUGUGCUGAUCAGUGGAGAGAGUGGUGCAGGUAAGACAGAGAGUACCAAGCUGCUGCUGAAGUUCCUGUCUGUGAUGAGUCAGAACUCUGUGGGCACGCCCCCUUCAGAGAGGACGACACACGUGGAGCAGGCCAUCGUACAGAGCAGCCCCAUAAUGGAAGCGUUUGGGAACGCCAAGACCAUCUACAACAACAACUCCAGUCGCUUUGGGAAGUUCAUCCAGCUGCACUUCUCCCAGAGUGGGAACAUCCAGGGAGGAGGCAUCAUCGACUAUCUGCUGGAGAAGAACCGAGUGGUGCGUCAGAAUCCAGGGGAGAGGAACUAUCACAUCUUUUACGCUUUGCUGUCAGGGGCGGAGCGUGACCACAGGGAGCUGUACUUACUGUCCGAGUCUGCGGAGUCGUACCAUUACCUGAGCCAGUCCGGCUGUGUGAAGGACCGCAGUCUAGACGACAAACGGCUCUACCACAGCGUUAUGGAGGCCCUGCAGGUGAUGGAGUUCAGUGAGGAGGAGAUCCGUGACGUGUUUAAGCUGCUGUCGGCCGUGCUGCAGAUGGGCAACAUUGAGUUCAUGACCGCUGGAGGAGCCCAGAUCACCAGCAAAGGAGUGGUCAAUAACGUGAGUGACCUGCUGGGUCUGGACUCAUUCCAGCUGUCGGAGGUGCUUACCCAGCGCUCCAUGAUCCUAAGAGGAGAAGAGAUCUGCUCCCCACUCACCAUCGAGCAGGCCAUAGACUCCCGUGACUCUGUUGCCAUGGCGUUGUACUCUCAGUGUUUCUCGUGGAUAAUCACACGCAUCAACCAGAAGAUUAAAGGCAAAGAGAACUUCAAGUCCAUCGGCAUCCUCGACAUCUUCGGCUUCGAGAACUUCCAGGUGAAUCGCUUUGAACAGUUCAACAUCAACUAUGCCAAUGAGAAGCUGCAGGAGUACUUCAACAAGCACAUCUUCUCCCUGGAGCAGCUGGAGUACAACAGAGAGGGGAUCCACUGGGAGGCUAUUGACUGGAUGGACAAUGCGGAGUGCCUGGAUCUCAUAGAGAAGAAAUUGGGCAUGCUGGCUCUCAUCAAUGAGGAGAGUCGCUUUCCCAAAGGGACAGACUACACUUUACUGGAGAAACUUCACAGCAGACACGCCGCUAACCCCUACUAUGUGAAGCCAAGGGUGGCAGAUCACCAAUUUGGCAUCAAGCACUAUGCAGGAGAGGUGUUGUAUGAUGUGAGGGGGAUUCUGGAGAAGAACAGAGACACCUUCAGAGAUGAUAUUCUAAACAUGUUGAAGGACAGCAGACUGGACUUUGUGUAUGACUUGUUUGAGAGAGUGGGCAGUAGGAAUGGAGAGGAGACCCUGAAGAUGGGAACCGCACGGAGAAAACCCACUGUCAGCUCACAGUUCAGGGACUCUCUGCAUGCCCUGAUGGCCACUCUGAGUGCCUCCAACCCUUUCUUCGUACGCUGCAUCAAACCCAACAUGGACAAGAAGGCUGAUAAGUUCGACCCAGAUGUGGUUCUAAACCAGCUGCGGUACUCCGGCAUGCUGGAGACGGUGAAGAUCCGGCGGGCUGGGUUCCCCGUUCGCAGAACCUUCCAGGACUUUUACAGCCGGUAUAAGAUGCUGGUGAGAAGGAAGACUCCAGUGGGGGAGGAGAGGAAGGUGUGUGCAGAACUCCUGAGUGCACACGACCCCACAGGCAAAGAGUGGCAGUUGGGCAAGACCAAGGUGUUCCUGCGUGAGGUGCUGGAACAGAAGCUGGAGAGAGAGCGGGAGAGCGUGCGGCGUGCAGCGGGCAUGGUGAUUCGUGCACACAUACUGAGCUAUGUGGCAAGGAAGCACUACAGAAAAGUUCUGUCCAGCACGGUCACCAUCCAAAAAAACUACCGGGCCCACUUCUGGCGAGGCCGGUUCCUGCGUUCGCGCUGGGCUGCCGUGGUCCUGCAGAAACACCAGCGUGGGGUCCGAGCCCGACACCACCGCCAACUACAGGAGGAGAAGAGGAGGCACGAAGAGGAGAAGGAGAGGAGGAGACGCGAGGAAGAGGAGAGGAGGAGGCUAGAGGAGGAGAGGAGGAGAGAGGAGGAGGAGGAGCGGAGGAGAGAGGAGGAGGAGAAGAUUCGCCUGCUGCAGGAGGAGCAGGAGAGACAGAGGCGCGAGGAAGAGGAGGAGGAGAGGAGGAGGAGGAAGGCGGAGGAGGAGAGGAGGAGGAGAGAGGAGGAGGAGGAGGAGAGAGAGAGGAAGAGAAAGGAGGCACAGAACAACAGGAACUCGUUGCGAGCCAAUCCGAUUUGCCAGAAGCCGUCGGGCCAGUCGUGUUCGGACGAGGAGUCUCGUCAGAUGGAGGAGAUUUUGCGUCUGGAGCGUGAGAUCGAGCGGCUUCAGCGUCAGCGCGAGGAGGGCAUGUCGCUGCUGGACACGGGCGGCUCGCCGGCCAGCGAGGCCGAGCUGCAGCUGCGGCGCGACGCCGAGAUCCUGCGCCUGGAGAAGGAGGCCUCGCGCGUGGCCACCGAGUUCCUGGAGAUGCUGGACUUCGGCGGCCUGGAGCCCUCGCUGUCCAGCGAGGAGAACCUUCCGGAGGCGGCCGAGCGCAGCGCCACGGCGGCGCCGCCGCUCGCCCGCCACGACGACGAGGAGCUGGACGAGGUCAGCCACGCGGAGGAAGAUGCCGAGGCGGAGGCGGAGGGCGUGGUGGUGCUGGAGGCGGCGGUCGCCGUGACGCUGCCCGAGCUGCCCCCGCCCGCAGCCGCACCCCUGGGGAGGGACGUCCUGGGGUCAGUGCCCCCGCCUCCCCCGGCCUUCUCCCAGGGCCAGCAGUGCGUGUCGUCACCCAUCAUACGCCGGAUGGACGUGCCCCCCCCGCCCAGUCACGCGCCCGCUCCACCCCCCAUGCACCACGCGCUCCACCUGCGCAACACCCUGGGCCGCCCGCACCCGCACGCCCACGGCCACCCCCACCAGCGUCCACUCAACAACCACACACACCACCCACCCCACCUCCACGGGCAGACGCCCACACACGUGCGCGCGGCCAACCCUCCUCCUCCGCCGCCGCCCAUACAGGCCCCCGCGGCCCCACGCAGCGCCAGCAUCAGGAGGAACCUUCCGGAAGCCCUGCCCGCCCAGCCGCCCCCUCCUCCUCCGCCUGCCCCCUCGGGCCUCACAUGGGAGCCGUCCCACUUCACGCUGGUGCCGGAUGGGGAGGCGGAGGGCGAGUCCGACUACGACCAGGAGGAGUACGAGGAGACGCAGGGGAGCAGCGGGGAGGGUCACCUGACCGACGAGGAGGUGCUGAGGAAGUCCUCCUGCACAUACAACAGCCUGGACUCAUACAGGGGCAGCUCUGACUCGUUUAUUGAGAGUGAUGAAGAUAAUGACGGCUUCGUGGACACAGAUGAGGAGGUGUCCAACGGAAGAGUGACCAUCUUCAACGGCAACGGACCUCCCUACUUCCACAGCUAUCUCUACAUGAAGAGCGGGCUGAUGAUCCCUUGGCGUCGGCGCUGGUGCGUGCUGAAGGACGAGACGUUCAUGUGGUUCCGUGCGAAGCAGGAGGCCCUGAAGAGCGGCUGGCUCUACAAGAAGGGCGGCGGCAUGUCCACGCUGUCGCGCCGCAACUGGAAGAUGCGCUGGUUCGUGUUGCGCGACGCCAAGCUCAUGUACUUCGAGAACGACAGCGAGGAGAAGCUCAAGGGAACCAUCGAUAUCCGCGCCGCCAAGGAGAUUGUUGAUAACCAUGUGAAGGAGAAUGCUCUGAACAUCGUCACCGACGAGAGAACGUACCACAUCUAUGCGGAGUCACCAGAGGAUGCUAGUGGCUGGUUUAACGUGUUGAGUCGGGUGCACAGUGCCACCCCUCAACAGCUUCUGGACAUGCAGCAUGAGCAGGCCAACCCCAAAAAUGCUGUGGGAACUCUGGAUGUGGGAUUAAUCGACUCGGUGUGUGCGUCGGAUAAUCCUGACAGGCCCAACUCAUUUGUGAUAAUCACGGCGAACCGAGUGAUUCACUGCAACUCUGAGCUCCCUGAAGAGAUGCACCACUGGAUCGGCCUGCUGCAAAAGCCCAAAGGAGACUCACGCAUUGAUGGACAAGAGUUCCUCGUCAGAGGCUGGCUGCAUAAAGAGAUGAAGUCCGGUGCUAAAAGCACGUCCCUAAAGCUGAAGAAGCGCUGGUUCGUGCUGACCAACACCUCGCUGGACUACUACAAGUCUUCCGAGCGCAGCGCCUCCAAGCUGGGCACGCUGGUGCUCAACAGUCUCUGCUCCGUGGUACAGCCGGACGAGAAGGUCUUCAAGGAGACUGGUUACUGGAACAUCAUCGUGCACGGGCGCAAGCACUCCUACCGCCUCUACACCAAGCUCCUCAACGAGGCCAUGCGCUGGGCGUCGGCCAUCCAGGGCGCCAUCGACAACAAGGUUCCCAUAGAGACGCCAACACAACAGCUCAUCCGCGACAUCAAGGAGAACAGUCUGAACGUGGAGGCUGUGGAGCAGACGUACAGACGGAACCCCAUCCUGAGAUACACGCAGCACCCCCUCCACUCCCCACUGCUGCCCCUGCCCUAUGGAGAGGUCAACACCACCCUCCAAAAGGAGAAGGGCUACUCGAGCCUGCAGGACGAGGCGGUGAAGAUGUUCAACUCGCUGCAGGAGAUGGAGGCGGUGUCUGACCCUACGCCCAUCAUCCAGGGCAUCCUGCAGACAUGCAUGGAUAUCACCCCCACUCUGACGAGGUUCACUAAGCAGCUCAUCAAGCAGACCACCACGUUGCAGAGCCUAACAAUUGUGACCAAUCAGCACUGGCACCUCCUCACCUGCAUGAGCUGCACCUUCCUGCCCAGCCGCGGUAUCCUGCGCUACCUCAAGUUCCACCUCAAGAGGAUAAAGGAGCUGUUCACUGGCACUGAGAUCGAGCAGUAUGCUAUGUUCAUCGGGGAGACCCUGAAGAAGACAAAGCUGCGUGAGUACGUGCCGUCUCAGGAGGAGAUCGCCGCCCUGUUGGUCAGGCAGGAGAUGACCACCACGGUGUACUGCCAUGGAGGAGGCUCCUGCAAGAUCUCUAUCAACUCACACACGACGGCUGGAGAGGUGGUGGAGAAGCUGAUCAGAGGGCUGGCGAUGGAGGACAGCAGGAACAUGUUUGCCCUGUUUGAGCACAGCAGCACCAUGGACCGAGCAGUGGAGAGCAGAGUCAUUGUGGCCGACGUACUGGCCAAGUUUGAAAGGCUGGCGGGUGGCGAAGGAGGAGAGGAGGACAGCCAAUGGCGUCUCUACUUCAAGCUCUACUGCUUCCUGGACGUAGAGAGCAUGCCCAAGGAGGGGGUGGAGUUUGUGUUCAUGUUCGAGCAGGCCCAUGAGAGUGUGAUCAGCGGUCACUUCCCGGCGCCGGAGGACACGCUGCAGCAGCUGGCGGCCAUGCGUCUGCAGUACCUGCACGGGGACCUGUGCCGCGCCACCUGGAGCCUGGAGCACGUGUACCCUGUGGGCCGCCUGCGCACACGCAUACUGCAGUUCACCAAGGUGGGCACCUCCUCUUCCUCCUCUACCUCCUCUUCCUCCCCCACGGGCGGGCCGGGCUCGGCCCAGACCCUGGAGCGUCGGCGGACCAGCUUCCUAGGCAGGGGCCUUCGGCUUCUGAAGACGCUCAGGCUUCUACUUCUGCAUAGCAGCUGCGUGGAGGAGGAGCAGAUGCUGGACAUGUGGCUGCGCGAGGAGACGUCGUCCACGCGCGCGUCCAUCCUGGAGAAGUGGGGCCGUCUGCAGGGCCUGCAGCAGCACCAGGCCCUGCUCAAAUACAUGAGCGUCAUCAAGGAGUGGCCGGGAUACGGGUCAACACUCUUCGAUGUGGAGUGUAAGGAGGGAGGCUUCCCCCAUGACCUGUGGCUGGGCGUGAGUGCUGAGAACAUCUCUGUGUAUAAUGGCGAGGCCAAGCCUCUGGAGACCUUCCCCUACGAGCACAUCAUCUUCUUUGGCGCGCCACAGCCCAGCACCUACAAGAUCACCGUCGAUGGACGCGAGAUGUUCUUCGACACGCCUCAGGUGGGCGAGAUCACCAAGAUCAUAAAGGCCUACAUCAACAUGAUAGUCAAGAAGCGCUGCAGUGUACGCUCCGUAUCCAGCUAUGGCAGCAACUGGAUCAGGUGAUCAGGACUGGCCAAUCAGCUUACUGCUUCUCCAAGGUGCUCAUAGAGGGGCCUCCCUCCCCAGAGCACCAAGCUUUGUGAUUGGUUGACGUAACCAACUGACGAAGAAAUUAACCAAUGAAAGGAGCACCUCUUUUGAUUGACACCUGAGAGGUCCACUGUGAUGCUUUUGUAGGUGUAUCUUACACCAUUUGUGUAGCCUAUGCUGUAUUUAAAUCCUAACUACUGUAGCCACUAAGUGUUUAUUAAUGAACUGACAUUCUGAGACAGCAGCUCCUCCCGGCACCAAACACCCUCAUCCAUCAGAGGACUUCACUAAUCUCCUGAUUGGGUCUGGAGACCUCCACAUUCACUAAUCAUGUGCAUAAGCAUGCACAUAAUGAUCGACCGAGAGUGAAACUUCACACAUGCACAGAUGGCUUCCCAUGUGUCACGUCAGGUCUCACAUGUUGUCUUGCAGCAAAUGGACAGGUCGCAUUUAUUUGUCCAUCUCCAUUGUGUUCUUAAACGGAUGAUGCUGCAGGUGCCGCUGAUGGUGUUGGACUGUAGCAUUCAUGUCUGGCCACCAUGACAAGCCAGCAGAGUGGAGACACUGUGUGAGAGGAUUCCUCAGGUAAAGUGCCUGAGAGCCGUCACCUUGAUCUCACACACUCAGCGUCCUGAUGCCUUAAGCCAUCCCAGCACUCCAAGCUGUAUCUCUCAAAACACACACGCGCACGCACACACGCACACGCACACGCACACGCACACGCCACACACACACUUCCUCUUGCCAGAUGAGGUGUGUGCCCCAAAGAGUUAUACAGAGAUGUCCACUAAGAUCCCGAGCAUGAUGGCAAGAAAGAACAAUACUACAGCCAGCAAACGGAUUGGUAGUGAAGGUCGACUUGAGAAGACACGCCAUACAGACUGACGUGCUACCAUUUGGAACUUGUGUGUGUGUGUGUGUGAGAGAUGUGGUGGUGUUUGGACCUCUUUUUAUUUUCGUGCUUUUCCCAUCUGUGUUUUGUGAGUUAGAACAGGAGAGCAUACGGACACUAAAAGACUAACCAAGAGCUGGACUGUCAGGAGACCUGGUCAGGCAGGUCUUCAUCAUAAUCAUAAUAACCCUUUAAAGGCCUCCGUCAUCCUUUAAUCAUGUGGUGCAGAACACCUGAAGCGGCGGAGUCUGGGCCUCGUUAAGGGCUCUGCCUCCCAUCUGGACUUCGCCUGGAAACACACGUAGGAACAGAGAUCUUACUUCACCCGUGGACAGUGUGUAACAGGAUUGGUCACGCUUGAACACGGCCUUCUUUUGGAUAUACAGUAUAUGGAUGAAUUAGGACAUUUGUUUAUGUUAUCAUAAUGAAAAGAUUGUUUAUGACUGACUCUCUUAUUCAUCAACAGGAAAAAGCAAGUAUUUUUUUGUUUGUUUUUAUUUGUAUUUUUUUUUUGUUAAACAAGCGCUUGUGGUUUGAUGCCUCACAGAAGGAAGUGUGAAAUGAUUUGUGUCUAAAGAGAGAGAGAGAGAGAGAGAGAGAGAGAGAGUGUGUGUGUGUGUGUGUGUGUGUGUGUGUGGGCUUGGGUAUUUAUUCAUGGUCAGUGUUGUUAUAGGCAUGAUGUGUGUUUGAGGAUAUGGGAUAAACACUGACGAUGAUUAUGAUGAUUCUAAAAAGCAUAGUGAUGAGGUCAAGAUGGUGCCAAUGGCGAUAAUUAGGCUAUGCCGAUUAUAUACAAUGAUGAUGAUGGUGAUGAAGAUUAUGAUGAUAAUGAUGAUGAAGAUGAUAACAGUGAUGAUGUAGAUGGUAGUUAGGAUGGAUGAUAACAGAAAAGACAAGGUUGAUACAGCUGAUGGUGCUGAUGAUGAUGAAGAUGAAGAUCGCAAUGAUGGUGCAGUGGCAUGUAUGCUGUCCACCACUGCUCUCCCUUCAGUGCUUCUGAAUGGCUGCCGGCAGCUUCAUCAGAAGAUCCUGUGUAAGAUUGCUUUGAAAGUGGUGCAAAAAAAGAGAAUGCAGAUAACGAAAAAAAAAAUACAAUUUCUUGCUUGUUAUGUUUGGAAAGAAAUCACUAUUUGAUUUUUUGUAACUGGAUUUACAAAAUGCUCUAAUAAAUUAUUGUAUUUCA